CCUUGAGUGAGCAGGUGGGAGUGAUGGGGUCCUCCAGGGGCUUUGUUUUCUUCCUACUCCUGUACCUGCUCCGGGGGUCAGAAUCGUCCUUGGUGAAGCUGAGUGAGAAUGGUUAUGAAGACGUAAUUAUUGCCAUUGAUCCUGCUGUGCCAGAAAAUGAAAUAAUAAUUGAAAGAAUAAAGGAAAUGGUGACUACAGCCUCUACAUACCUGUUUGAAGCUACAGAAAAAAGAUUUUUCUUCAAAAAUGUAUCUAUAUUAAUUCCUGAGAGCUGGGAAAACAGACCACAGUACAGGAAGCCAAAACAAGAGAGCUACAAACACGCAGAUGUUAAAGUCGCGCCUCCUGCUCUGCCGGGCAACGAUGAGCCCUACACCCGGCAGUUCACGAAAUGUGGAGAGAAGGCUGAGUACAUCCAUCUCACCCCUGACUUUGUCCUGGGGAGAAAACAGAAUGAGUAUGGAGAUUCAGGAAGACUGUUUGUCCAUGAGUGGGCCCAUCUUCGCUGGGGAGUAUUCGAUGAGUACAACAAAGACCAGCCAUUCUACAGAGGUUCAUCAAAGGAAAUUGAAGCUACAAGGUGCUCCACAGGCAUCACUGGUAUGAAUAAAGUACAUAAAUGCCGAGGAGGCAGCUGUACAACCAGAAAAUGCAGAACUAACUCCACUACGCAAUUAUAUGAGAAAGAUUGUCAAUUCUUCCCCGAUAAAGUUCAAUCAGCAAAGGCAUCCAUAAUGUUCAUGCAAAGUAUCGAUUCUGUGACCAGCUUCUGUAAAGAAGAAAACCAUAAUCGAGAGGCUCCCACUCCCCAUAAUCAGAAGUGCGAUUACAGAAGCACGUGGGAAGUAAUCAGCAGAUCUGAGGAUUUUAGAGACAGUGUGCCCAUGGAGCUACUACCCUCCCCACCCAUCUUCUCGUUGCUGAAGAUCAGUGAAAGAAUCGUGUGCCUGGUUCUUGAUGUGUCUGGGAGUAUGUCUCUGCGUGACCGUCUCAAUCGAAUGAACCAAGCAGCAAAGUACUUUCUAGUGCAGAUCAUUGAAAAUGGCUCCUGGGUAGGGAUGGUACACUUUAAUAGCCAGGGCACAAUUAAAAGUGGGCUCAUCCAAAUAAAGAGUGACACCGAGAGAGAGAAGCUUAUGGAAACCUUACCUACAGUUCCCGGCGGAGGGACUUCCAUCUGCUCCGGAAUCAAAGCUGCAUUUCAGGCAUUUGAAGGAAAAGGUUUCCAAGUAGGUGGAACUGACAUCCUGCUGUUGAGUGAUGGGGAGGACAACACUGCCAAAACCUGUAUUAAUGACGUGAAAAACAGCGGGUCCGUAAUUCAUUUCAUUGCGUUGGGACCAGAUGCUGAUAUGGCUGUAAUAAACAUGAGCGCAUUAACAGGCGGAAAGCAUCUCUUCGUUUCAGAUGAAGCCCAGAACAAUGGUCUUGUUGACGCUUUUGGGGCCCUUACUUCAGAAAAUGCUGACAUCACCCAGAAGCCACUCCAGCUUGAAAGUAAGGGUGCCAUAUUGAGCCAAGAUCUCUGGCUGAAUGACACUGUAGUCAUUGACAGCACAGUGGGAAAGGACACGUUCUUUCUUAUUACCUGGACAAAUCAAGCUCCUGACAUUUAUCUCAGGGAUCCCAAAGGAACACAAAUCACAAAUUUCACAGUGGACAUACCUUCUAAAAUGGCCUAUCUCACUAUCCCAGGGACAGCUCAGGUGGGCAUUUGGACUUACAACCUUAAAGCCAAAGUAAAGCAAGAAAUACUAACAAUUACAGUAACCUCUCGGGCAGCAAAUUCUUCUGUGCCGCCAAUCACUAUAAAUGCUAAAAUGGACAAAGACACAGGCAGCUUCCCCAACCCAAUGAUCAUUUAUGCAGAAGUUCUACAAGGAUACACUCCCAUCAUUGGAGCCCAUGUGACAGCUAUUAUAGAAUCAAAUAAUGGAAAAACAACAGAGCUACAACUGCUGGAUAAUGGUGCAGGGGCUGAUGCUUCCAAGGACGAUGGGGUCUACUCCAGGUACUUCAUAGCUUAUUCAGAAAAUGGCAGAUACAGCUUGAAAGUACGAGCAAAUGGAGGAACAAACUCAACCAGGCUAAAUUUGCAGCGUCCGUCGAGCAGAGCUGCAUACAUUCCAGGCUGGGUGGUGGACGGAGAAAUUGAAGCGAACCCACCCAGACCGGAAAUGACUGAGGCUGAUCAGCCAAUCCUGGAGAACUUCAGCAGGACAGCAUCUGGAGAUGCAUUUGUGGUGUCCGGUGUUCCAAAUGGUCCAUUGCCUGACAUGUACCCGCCAGGUCAAAUCACUGACCUUCAGGCCACACUCGAUGGAGAAGAGAUCAGUCUAACAUGGACAGCCCCUGGAGAUGAUUUCGAUGUUGGGAGAGUUCAACAGUAUAUCAUAAGAACGAGUGAAAAUAUCAUCGACUUAAGAGACAACUUUGAUGGGGCUCUUCAAGUUAAUACAACUAACCUGAUACCGAAAGAAGCCAACUCCAAGGAAAUCUUUGCCUUUAAACCAGAAAACAUCUCAGAAGAAAAUGCAACCCACAUAUUCAUUGCCAUUAAAAGUGUUGAUAAAGGCAAUUUGAGAUCAGGACUGUCCAACAUUGCACAAGCAGCACUGUUCACCCCUCAAGCAGAGCCGGGACCUGAUGAGCCUGCUGGGCCUGAUGGGCCUGGUGGAAGUUCAUAUUCUGGAGUUAAUGUUUCUACCAUUGUGCUGUCUGUGGUGGGCUCUGUUGUUCUUGUUUGUAUUAUUGCAAGUGCCACUAUUUGUAUCUUAAAGGGAAGAAGGUCCUCAUCAGAACCUGUAACGACAUUUUGAAAAGCAACAUGGAUAAAAGGGUAUUUCUGAGUUUUUAAGUAUAUCCCAUGUGAUCAUGAACACAAAAAUACUUUCAAGAAGGUCUAAAAGAAUACGUCAAGCACACCAAUGCAGUGAAAAGCUACCAAUAUUAAUGUCUGUAAUUUUAUUCACUUAUAAAUAAUGAUAAAUAAAGCUGUUUUUUAUAUUGA
Psammomys obesus (fat sand rat) is the source of this 3010-nucleotide messenger RNA. RefSeq names its product chloride channel accessory 4 (gene Clca4). The coding region runs from base 24 to 2819 and encodes 931 amino acids. The record is from RefSeq and is a predicted model, not a curated record. Gene Ontology annotation, molecular function: intracellularly calcium-gated chloride channel activity. Lineage: Eukaryota; Metazoa; Chordata; Mammalia; Rodentia; Muridae. The transcript is spliced from 14 exons. Gene Ontology annotation, biological process: chloride transport.